This is a messenger RNA of Amyelois transitella, 1159 nucleotides long. Its product is annotated as DNA-directed RNA polymerase I subunit RPA49-like. Gene Ontology annotation, biological process: RNA polymerase I preinitiation complex assembly; transcription elongation by RNA polymerase I; nucleolar large rRNA transcription by RNA polymerase I. Gene Ontology annotation, cellular component: RNA polymerase I complex. Gene Ontology annotation, molecular function: DNA binding. The coding region runs from base 83 to 1159 and encodes 358 amino acids. Lineage: Eukaryota; Metazoa; Arthropoda; Insecta; Lepidoptera; Pyralidae. The record is from RefSeq and is a predicted model, not a curated record. The transcript has a single exon.
AUAUUUUGUUUAUGUAUAACCUCUCAAGUACAUGUGAAUUUUAUUCAUAUGUUGUUUGAUUUGAAUUGUAAAUAAAUAGAAGAUGCCAACUUUGAGUAUUGACGAAGUAUAUCCCAAAAGCUCUGAAAACCCAGUAAUAGUAAGUUUUCAAAAUGGCUAUCCAACAGACGAAUUCACAACCAAAAAUUGUACGCUAUUCGAAGAUAAAAGUACUAAUUUAAAAUCUUUAACUGUGGACGUAUGCAACUUACUAUACGCAGGAAAUGAGGAGAAAGAGGAUCUGGGCAAAACGCUAAUCCUGGCGCGCAAUAAAACAACAGGAAAGGUGCGAAUAAUAGAAGCUGGAAACAUUGAGGUUAGGCCGGUUUUAAGAGAUAAUUUAGACUCUCAACUAGACACUAGCCGCUUGGAACUGAGUCGGAAGUUUGGCUCCAAGAAACAAAAGAAGAUUAUGGAACAACGAGAGAAACUGAAAGUUAAUACGGAGACUGUAGUUGAACAAAUACAUAAUGUGACGAUUAACCUGGCCGAAGACCAAGUUGAUUUAAGUUCGUACACUAAAGCUGACUCUGAAGACUUUUACAUACCGCCAAUAAACCGCGACGCUAAAGAGGUCAGUGAAAUAUAUGACUUGUACAAAAUUUUGACAAAAGAACAAUACGAGGCAAUUCAUUCGGAAAUAGAGAACAUCGAUAUAACCACAGACAUGGCGGAAAUUGUAAAAAAUAUAGUGUCUAAUAGAUGUUUGAAUAAAGAACAGAAGGUCUUAGCAUUAUAUGCGAGUUCACUAUUCAAACUGAAUUCAACAAUGAUUAAAGACGUGAUUAAAAAGUCAUUUUGCGCGUGCCCCCAUUCAGCUACGUUGAACAAUGUUAUAUUGAGCAACUUUACAACGUUAACUAACUCCAAACGUAACAGAUCCUUGCAGAUGAAAGACAAAUCGUUUUGUCAUGCUGUUGUAUUUCUUCUUCUUAUAAAUGAUUAUAAAAUCAAUGCCGAAGAGUUAGGUAAGUUUGCAAAUUUGGCUAUAAGAACAUUGACGACUAAGAUAAGAGUGAUAGGAGCGUUAAUAGUAACUUCUGGCAAUAAAAAAAUUGUACAACUAAAGUUACCUUUAAGCACAUCAACAUUUGUAAGACGAAAAAGUUCAAAGUUUUAG